AUGGCGCAAAGAUUUUUUUUCGAAUCCUUUCAGUGGUCUACCAUCGAGGCAAGUGAUGAUGACGACGAACUUAUCAAAUUUCACGUACGUUGUUUUGGUGCACAUUUCCAAAUCCAGUAUCGAUUACAUGAUCUAUCUCUUUCACCAUAUCUUUUAAAACAAUUUCAAGAUUCCCUUACUCUUAUGAAAAUAUGUGAACUUGGAGAUAAUCUAGAUGCCGAAAGGGCCUUAGAGGAGAUUCAUCGUCUCAGACAACCAUUCGAAGAGCUUAUGAUCAAAUUAGCUCCAAAUCCACCACCUUCAUACGAUUAUUUAUCCGAUUAUCUUUAUUUACCGAUUUUGAUUCUCGAAGCUAUAGCAACAACUCAAAGUAGCACUGCCGUUCAACCAAAUUUCAAAGGCGAACUACCACGACAAUCAAGAGUGCCUAUCGGUCAACAUAUCUCGAUUUGGGGACAUUGGUUGAAUGUUAUUAUUGAUGAUGAUCGCGAAGUAUUGCAGCAUUGGCCUCGUCCUUCGAAGGAGGAUUUGUAUAAAAAAUGGGGAAGGGAUGGUUGUUUUCAGGAUUGGACGGAUGAGCAAUAUGCAGAUCCGAACUUUGAUCUGAAGCGCUUAGUAGGCAUGCUGGUCUACUAUAUUGACAACAAGGGCACACUCGAAGAAAUAGCGCCUCAGUCUGACAACGAGCAUCAAUGUCGUUGGGCUACCGAGCUUGAAAGCAUCGUUGGGGAAUUGCAUUCUGCGGGUUUGGUAUGGGGCGAUGCCAAGCCAAGUAAUUUGUUGAUUGAUCAAAAUGAUCAAUUAUGGCUUAUUGACUUGGAGGGUAGCUAUACACCAGGCUGGGUUGAUGAGAACAAUAGGGAGAGUCAGAAAGGGGACUUGCAAGGGGUAGAGAGGAUUAAGGAAUGGUUGGCUAAAUAUGAUAAUAAGUCUACUCAUUGUAUUGGUUUUGGAAAGAAUGAGUAA
Molecule: messenger RNA, 966 nt
Organism: Sclerotinia sclerotiorum 1980 UF-70
Lineage: Eukaryota; Fungi; Ascomycota; Leotiomycetes; Helotiales; Sclerotiniaceae
Exons: 2
Coding region: 1-966 (321 amino acids)
Source: RefSeq, a predicted model, not a curated record